Molecule: messenger RNA, 336 nt
Organism: Eurytemora carolleeae
Lineage: Eukaryota; Metazoa; Arthropoda; Copepoda; Calanoida; Temoridae
Product: histidine-rich glycoprotein-like
Exons: 1
Coding region: 1-336 (111 amino acids)
Source: RefSeq, a predicted model, not a curated record
AUGAACCCUGCUAGAAAUGUUCAUCUACCCAUGAACCCUACUAGAAAUGUUCAUCUACCCCUGAACCCUGCUAUAAAUGCCCAUCCACCCAUGAACCCUGCUAGAAAUUUUCAUCUACCCAUGAACCCUACUAGAAAUGUUCAUCUACCCCUGAACCCUGCUAGAAAUGCCCAUCCACCCAUGAACCCUGCUAGAAAUGUUCAUCUACCCCUGAACCCUACUAGAAAUGUUCAUCUACCCCUGAACCCUGCUAGAAAUACCCAUCCACCCAUGAACCCUGCUAGAAAUGUUAACUACCCCAUUAAACCUGCUAGAAAUGUUCAUAAUUACACAUGA